AUGGCCGUCUUCGAGAGCAGUGCAGUCCCGCCUCCCCUCGCUCGUGUCAUGCGCGAGUUCGAGGAGCUCGUCAAGAGCUUCGAGACUGGCCUGCUGCGGUCGCUAGAGGACCACGGCCACGGCCUGGCUGCCAAGGGCAGUAGUCCGCGCGACGACGUCCGUCGCGAGGCCUGCCGACUCGCCAUCUCCGACCUCAGCAGCCAAUACACACCCAAGUACAUCCGCCGGUCGCUCGAUGCAGCCGAGCUCGAGGGAAAGCGUGUCGAGGACCAGCUGCAGACCCUCUCGCUCAGCGGACAUGCCCAAGACGACGAGAGCGACCUGGGCAGCCUGCACAAUGGCUACUUCCGCCUCUACUCCACAGAGCUGUUCGACUUGCUCGGCCAGCCCACCGACUUGCGCUUCGGCACCCUGCGCUUCCACAAGGACAACCUGAACCACCACGAGAUGCCCUCGCAACCACACUCCCCUUCGCCUCACGUCACCAUCGAACUCGCUCUCAACGAGUCCUUCUUCGUUGCCGACUCGGAAGAGACGCUCCCCUACCACACGUUCCGCCUCCCCACAACACCUUCGCUACGGAAUCGCGGCAUACGUAGCAGGAAGUUUGACGAGGAAGGUACUUUCCCAGAGUACGACUCGUGGCUGCUCUUCACUUUUCUCGGUAACGGCUGCAUCAAACUCGAGGUGCCCAUCGAGAUGUGCGCAGACGUCUACGGAGGUAGUCUGCGCGGACGGGAGAAUCAGGAAGUUCUCUUUUGGGGAUUCUUCGUAGACGACGACGAAUAG
Alternaria arborescens is the source of this 789-nucleotide messenger RNA. RefSeq lists its product as hypothetical. Bases 1 to 789 code for a protein of 262 amino acids. Lineage: Eukaryota; Fungi; Ascomycota; Dothideomycetes; Pleosporales; Pleosporaceae. The transcript has a single exon. The record is from RefSeq and is a predicted model, not a curated record.